Messenger RNA from Chrysoperla carnea, 496 nucleotides. RefSeq names its product erlin-2-like. The record is from RefSeq and is a predicted model, not a curated record. The coding region runs from base 121 to 447 and encodes 108 amino acids. Gene Ontology annotation, biological process: SREBP signaling pathway. Gene Ontology annotation, cellular component: endoplasmic reticulum membrane; endoplasmic reticulum. The transcript has 2 exons. Lineage: Eukaryota; Metazoa; Arthropoda; Insecta; Neuroptera; Chrysopidae. Gene Ontology annotation, molecular function: ubiquitin protein ligase binding; cholesterol binding.
CGAACGUGAAUGAAUUUCAUCUAGGUUGUCGAAAAAGACGCAGAAACCGAACGGAAAAAAGCAAUAAUCGAAGCUGAAAAAGUCGCUCAAGUAGCGAAAAUUCAAUACGAACAGAAAGUAAUGGAAAAAGAAUCAUUACAACGCAUAGCACUUAUUGAAGAUGAAAUGCAUCUGGCGCGACAGAAAAGUCGAACAGAUGCUGAAUUCUAUCAAGCACAACGACAUGCUGAAGCGAAUCAAUUGUUAUUAACACCAGAAUAUCUAGAAUUAAGAAAAUAUGAGACUCUAGCACAAAAUAGUAAAAUUUAUUUUGGUAAUAGUAUACCAAAUAUGUUUGUAUCAAGUACGAUGAUGAAUCAUGAAUCAAAACCAUCCACAGCAUCCACGUCAAGUGAUGUUACCGAUACCGAUACAUCAUCAUCAGGUCCAGGUCAAAAGACCAAAUAAUCAAAUACUGUAAAACUGUAAAACUGUACAAAAAUAUUAAUUUAAUGUU